GCCGCCGCUGCCAUGCUGCAGAGCUGAGAGACAGAGACGAACCAAAGUUUGAUUUUACCCAAGCUGCUGCCGCAUUUUAUCUUUAUAAAAAUAAAAAAGAGAGAGAGGACGCCUUCCACACGAUCUCGGUUGCUGUGUCGGUGCUGAGCCUCACUCACCUGUUUCCAACUGUGUGAAGAAAAGUGCAAAGAAGAUUUAAUGAAUCAGUAUUCACUAGCCGACGCUAUGACCGACAAGGGAAACUUCACAGUUCCAAAGCUUUCAGAGUCCAAUAUGGGAUUUGGAGUGCUGGGAGUUUUUCUGGGGCUCCUCCUGGAGGUUUCAACCCACGGACCACACAGUCUUCCCCGAACGUCCUGGAAACGCCAAGAUUUGGACCUCCUGGAGUUUUCAGAGCCUGGCAUCUUUAACUACUCGACGCUACUGCUGAGUGAGGAAAGAGAUGCUCUGUAUGUGGGAGCAAGGGAUGCCAUUUUUGAGCUCAACAAGAGGAAUGUGACAGUCAGGAACCAAAAGGUUCAGUGGAGAGUUGCAGAACAUCCCAUGGAGAUGUGCACACGUAAAGGAAAAUCAAGAGAGAGGGACUGCCCCAACUACAUUCGAGUGCUCCAGAUAGUGGAUGACAAGCGGCUUUACAUCUGUGGCACACAUGCCUUCCAGCCUCAGUGUGAUUACUUGAAUCUUGCAGACUUUUCUUUGGAGGGUCGACCUGAAGAUGGCAGAGGAAAGUGUUCGUUUGAUCCUUCGCAGAGCUUUACCGCCGUCAUGGUCGAUGGAGACCUCUAUUCUGGGACAGCUUAUAACUUCUUAGGCAGUGAACCGAUUAUUUCCAGAUAUUCCCCAUCGCAUUCCCUGCUGAGGACAGAGUACUCCACAUCAUGGCUUAAUGAGCCCAGCUUCGUCUUUGCAGAUGUGAUCAGGGCCGAGAAGCACAGAGGAGACGGCGAGGACGACAAAAUCUAUUACUUCUUCACCGAAGUGUCAGUGGAGUACGAGUUCUUUGGCAAGCUGCUCAUUCCCAGGGUGGCUCGCGUCUGUAAGGGUGACCUUGGAGGAGAGCGUACUCUGCAGAAGAAAUGGACCUCCUUUCUGAAAGCCAAGCUGGUGUGCUCCAUGCCGGAGCUCAACUUUGUUUUCAAUGUGGUCCAUGAUGUUUUCAUCCUGAAGGGGAGAGACUGGAGAGACACACUCUUCUAUGGCGUCUUCACUUCUCAGUGGGGAAAUGUGGGCUUGUCAGCAGUGUGUGCCUAUAACAUGACAGCUGUGGAGGAAGUCUUCUCGAAGGGGAAGUAUAUGCAGAAGGCCACAGUGGAGCAGUCCCACACAAAGUGGGUGCGGUAUAACGGCAUCCCUCCGUCUCCACGUCCUGGUUCAUGUAUUAGCAACCAACUGCGUCAAAAAAACAUCAGCAGCUCACUCCACCUUCCAGACAAAACCCUUCAGUUUGUCCGGGACCACCCGCUGCUGGAGGACCCUGUCCUGCCCAUCGGCAACAGACCUCGACUCAUCACCAAGGACGUCAACUACACUCAGAUUGUAGUAGAGAGAGUCCACGCUCUUGAUGGGAACAUUUAUGAUGUAAUCUUCACCGGAACAGAUAAAGGUGUCCUGCACAAGUCUGUGGUGUUUGAGGAAGAUGUCCAUAUUGUGGAGGAGAUCCAGCUCCUGAAGAACUCUGGACCCAUAAAAAACUUGCUACUGUCUUCAGAGACACAGUCAGUGUAUGCUGGGUCGGACUCUGGCGUCAUUCAGUCCCCCACAGCUUUCUGUGGAAAGUAUUCUGCGUGUGAUGACUGUGUCCUGGCUCGGGACCCCUACUGCGCCUGGGACCCCAACACAGCCGCCUGUGUCUGCAUCCUUGAUGCUCCAAAGGAGAAACUCAGGAAGCUGAUCCAGAGUCUGCGUGGUGAUGCAGACAAGUGUCCUUCAGUGUCUUCGGUGUCUUUCAAGGAAUAUCGUAAAGUGUUAGUGAAGCCAGGCAGCUCUGCUGAGCUUCCCUGCAUGGUGAAGUCCAACCUGGCUCAUGUGAUGUGGAAAUCAAACAACACUCUUCUCGACGAGACCUCUCGUUUCCACUUCAUCGGCGAAAACGGGCUACUCAUUUACAGCGUGGCCCCCGAGGAUCAGGGUGACUACCAGUGCUGGUCUGUGGAAUGGGCUCCUGCUGCUGGGAAGAACUUUAGCCGCCUUCUUGCUGGAUACACAUUGAAGCUGGAUCUUCCUCCUGGACCCCCUGCCCAGACAAACCGUGUGGCCACCACAGUCCGCAGCCAGGAGACGAGUAGCGUGCUUCCAGCUGAAGCCUCCUCUAUCGACUCCUCAUCUUCUCUGUCAUCCUCUGGAAGUAGCUCUUGCUCUUCCCUCCCUUCCUCCUCUUCUCCCGCCAAGCCCCACUGCGUGGAGGCUCGGGAGGCAGAGGUAAGACUGUUGCCUCCUCUCCUGAAGGACCAGGCCUGGGGGGUUCACGCCCAGGAGGCCUUCCUGCUCUUCUGCCUCGCCCUGGGUCCAAGCGACAUCCAUGUUCAUUGGCUAAUAAACGGGUACAGUGUGGACACACCAGUAAUGGAGUACCGAAGGCCACUGGGCCACAGGGAGGUGCUGGUGAGCAGCUGGCUUAGAGGGGGGCCGCUGAUCAAGGAAGCGCGUUACCGCUGUGUUGCGGAAGCCAGCACAGGAAGUGACACGUCUGACAUUGACCUCCAUCUCACUACCGGAGAUGAAAACAUUCCAUCCAGGGAUCUGAACCAAUGGAGAGGUGCGCUGACAGAGCAUGAGCAGCUGCUGAAAAGAUGGGAAAAAGCCUGGGAAAGCUGUGAUGGCCACACAACUGGGUGAGCACGUGCUCAUUCUGGUUGUGCACUGGCCUCUCAGUCCUGCUGGACCACUCCUCUGACACUGAACAUUUCCCAAACACAAGUGAAAUGUUUCAGUGUCACCACUUACACGAGAGUUUGAUGGACCAUGACAUGGAGUAUUCACAGCUCUUGCACCCAGCAGGUGCAGACUUCACAUGGCUGCUGUGAUGGUUUUUGGACUCCCUCCAAACUGGAAGGAUUAAAGCCCACUGACUCCUUCAGUCUAAGGAAGCUUGUAGUGGAUUUUUUUUUUUCUGUAUUCACAGUAUAAGACUGCCAUUUUGAAGCAGUGCUUGUGGGGAAACGGAAAAUGCCUUUUUGAAGUUUAUCAGAUUCUGUGGGUCAGUGUCUCUGUUAAACCCAGUUACAGUGUGAUGAUAUUCAAAGUUUUGCCUCUUGACUUCCUUAAAGAACCAGUUUCACUCCCCAAGGCUAUCUUACAGAAGUAUUACUUAAAAGUUAUUCAAGCCUCAACUAGGGUCAAACUGAGAUAAGAAAUUUGCUAUCCAUGUUCAUAGUUUUAUUGCCAGUAUGUCUUACGCUUACAUUAGCUUAAUUAUUUACUUGAAUCAAACAAUACUUUAUUAUAAUAUUCACAAUAUCAAUACAAAGGUAAACAUUCAACAGCCAAAGUUCAGUGUAUUUUGGCACACUCUGGAAAGUUGACCACUUAUUGCGUUUUUUUUUUUUAAAGAAACAUGGUUUUGGUCUUGAAAUGAAUUGUUUUAUUCCUUUCUGAUUUGUAUUGAAUGGAUCGUGUUGAGCAACUUCUGGUUUUCAGAAAUAUUGAAAGCCAGUAGUGUUUUUAUACUCCUAAAAACAAAUGCAUACUUCACAUGUAUGGCUUUUACUGUAAAAACCCAACGAAGUUUGUUUUCACCUUAGAACAAAACACUGAAUGGGGUGUACAUGCUGUUGCAAGGCACCUUCGGCAUAAGACUAUCUAAACUUUAUGAUACAGUACUUUAAUAUUUUUUCUUAUGCAUGUUUUGGAUUAGUCUUGCUGGGGUCUGGAUUUUUUUUUCUUUUUUUUCACCUCACUGAGAAGAUUUAUGUAAUGUAAUUAACACUAAUGCUGCUUUAGUGUUCUUCAUUUUAUAAUAUAAUCUAUCAAAGUUUUUCAAAAGAGAAACUUUUACUUGUAAUUGUGCACUGAAAUAUUGCAACAAUGGUAUUUAUUUGAAUGAAUCCUGCAGCUCUGCGCGUUCCAACUCUGCUGAAUCGCAGUGUACCACAUCAGCAUUUUCCACAAAAAGCAUUUUCUUCCACCUGAAUAAUUUAUUACCAAAUGACUUCUUCUUGUAGAUCUAUUACAGUUUUGGAAAAGGACAACUGUUUCCUAGAAUCUAAGUGCCAAAACAGAUGCUGAUUAUUAAAGAAAUGGAUAAUAGAUUUAAAGGCUGAUGACUAUUCCGUAAGGGAAAAAUACUUUGUGGUGAGGCUUUAUUGUUGUUUUUCACAUUAGAAACUUUGUAUUGAGCUGAGGUGCAUCUGGGAAAAAAUGCAAUUGACCUGGAUAGUGCCUCUGCACAAGUUGCUGUAGUUUCCUUUUGAAUUUUAAACAAAAUAAUAGCACCCUCUUGUGUCCACAAAAAGAAAAUACAAGCAAAAGGGAAAACAUGCUGUAAGCAAAGAAAACAUGGAAAAACUGAAACUGUAUGACAUCAGCACUACUGUCUAAGGAGCGAAAGGGUGACCGUCACUCACAGUACGACUUCCCAAUGAGAAGUGGUGGGAUUGGAUCAGUGUUCUAAACAGUAAGAUAUGAGGCUCUGAAAAACAAUUUGAUGAAAACAUCACAUAACUAGGGAAAAGCAUAAUUAAUUUCUACAGUUAUUUUACGAAGAAAGCUUCUUCCAGUUCCAGGUUCGCAUACCUGGUUCGUGCAUCAUGUAAUGGAUCCAACCUUUGGACUGCUGCACUCCCAGCUGUCUCCACUCACCUUCAAACAUCAAGUGGGAUUCUGGGACAUACUUAGCCAUUUCCCGAGGUAGAACAACAUGCCUGACCAAGAGAAAAAAAAAGACCAUUACUUUUAAUAAAAUAACUAAUUUCCUUAAUGUCAUGAAAAGUACUAAAAAAAAAAUAUUGUAUACAAAUCUGUCCAGUCUGAGAACUUCUACUUAAAAAUGUGGAUAUGUUAUAUUUUCUUGUAAGGCAAUUUUAUGACUUGGGGUUGAAUU
Molecule: messenger RNA, 5038 nt
Organism: Poeciliopsis prolifica (blackstripe livebearer)
Lineage: Eukaryota; Metazoa; Chordata; Actinopteri; Cyprinodontiformes; Poeciliidae
Gene: sema4d
Product: sema domain, immunoglobulin domain (Ig), transmembrane domain (TM) and short cytoplasmic domain, (semaphorin) 4D
Exons: 20
Coding region: 199-2835 (878 amino acids)
Biological process (GO): ossification involved in bone maturation; neural crest cell migration; negative chemotaxis
Molecular function (GO): semaphorin receptor binding; chemorepellent activity
Source: RefSeq, a predicted model, not a curated record